Messenger RNA from Vigna unguiculata (cowpea), 628 nucleotides. RefSeq lists its product as uncharacterized. Lineage: Eukaryota; Viridiplantae; Streptophyta; Magnoliopsida; Fabales; Fabaceae. Gene Ontology annotation, molecular function: fatty acyl-CoA hydrolase activity. The record is from RefSeq and is a predicted model, not a curated record.
UGAUUAAAAGUAAAUGAAAGCCAUUUGAAUACAUAAUUGAGAAAUGGGAAGUGAGGAAGGAGAAAGCUCGUGCGCGUCGCCAUGGCUGAAAAUCUCGGAGGAGGUUGACCCUGCAGCUGCCUCCGCGGUCUUGCGCUUAGUUGAUCAAAUGGGAGCUUCCACCUCCGUUCCCCCUAAGUGGGACGCGCGUGGCACCUACGACCCUUUCUUUCGGAACUUCAUCACAAUCCUUCAUAUCCAACCAGGACGAAUUUCUAUCUCCGUUCACGCCAAACCACCCAUCUGUAAUGCCUAUGGAACUCUGCAUGGAGGUUCUGUUGGGACUUUGAGUGAGAUUCUGUCAACUGCUUGUGCUAGAACGGUAGUUGCUGAGGACAAGGAACUUUUUCUUGGGGAAAUUAGCAUUUCUUACAUGUCUGCCACUCCGGUAAAUGAAGAAGUGUUAGCAAAUGCCUCCAUAGUGAAGUCCGGCAGAAAUUUGACUGUAGUCGCAGCUGAGUUCAAAUUGAAGAAAUCUGGGAAUAUGGCCUAUAGUACUCGUGCUACCUUCUAUAACAUGCCUCUUUCCAGUUUAUGAAUAAUUUGGAUUGAGUUUAAACCCAAUAAAAGUAUAAUAUAUUAAUUUAGA